AGACAGACACAUAUUCUCUCUCACUACAUAACCGAGGAUGGAAAGGAAAUAUUAAAAAGGAAAGAUAACAGCAUUAACACAGUAACACAUACACACUUCCCCUCUCUCCUUCUCUCCUCCAAAGCCUCCAACAUUUUUAUCCACCUCAAAAACAACCACACUAGCUCUCACAUCCCUUCACUCACCUCUCUCCCAUUCUCUCCCACAACCUCUAGAUCUCUUGGAAGCUUCUUUCUUCGUUCAAUGGCUCUUAUGCUGGACAAUUGCGAAGGCAUCUUACUCUCUUUAGAUUCCCACAAAUCUGUGCCAGCGCCCUUUCUCACCAAGACCUACCAACUGGUGGACGACCCAGCCACUGAUCACAUCGUCUCUUGGGGUGAAGACGACACUACCUUCGUGGUGUGGCGUCCUCCUGAGUUCGCUCGCGAUCUCCUUCCCAAUUACUUCAAACACAACAACUUCUCAAGCUUCGUCAGACAGCUCAACACCUAUGGUUUUAGAAAGAUUGUACCGGAUAGAUGGGAGUUUGCCAACGAGUUCUUCAAGAAAGGAGAGAAGCACUUACUCUGCGAGAUCCAUAGAAGAAAAACCUCACAACCUCAAGUGCCCAUGAACCAUCACCACCAUCACCAUUCUCCACUUGGUGUCAAUGCUGGACCUGGCUUCUUUCCCUUCCCUGGCCGAGUAAGCAUUUCUCCGCCUGACUCCGACGACCAAGCCAAUUGGUGUGAUUCCCCGACUCUCUCCUCCCCAACAGCAGCAACUGGAGUUUCGGUCGUUAGUGGUGGCUAUAACAGCUCCGUCACGGCGUUGUCUGAGGAUAAUGAGAGACUCCGGCGAAGUAACUCCAUUCUCAUGUCUGAGCUAGCUCACAUGAGAAAGCUUUACAAUGACAUUAUCUACUUUGUGCAAAACCAUGUGAAGCCUGUUGCUCCCAGUAAUUCCUACCCAUCUUCUUUAGUUAUCUGUAACCCACCCUCUUCUGCUACUACCGCUGCUGCUACUAUUACUUGCAGCAGUACUGCAAUGGUGCAAAAGCCUCUGAACCAGUUACUUGGCUGUUAUCAGUCCAACCCUAAGCAAGCUCCUCGGAAUCAUGGUAUGGGUUCCUUCAACUCUAGUACUACUACAUCGUCAAAGAGCUCUUUAACCGUGUUGGAAGAAACCAACGGCAGUAGCUGUCGAACUAAGCUGUUUGGUGUGCCUCUUCAAUCCAAGAAGAGAUUGCACCCAGAGUAUGCUUCUACUACUACGAGCAUGGAGACUAACAAGGCUCGAUUGGUUUUGGAUAAGGAUGAUUUAGGGUUGAAUCUCAUGCCUCCUUCUCCUUGUUAGCUUCCUCACAUCCAUUGAAGGAUCUAAAAGUAUCUUUUGUUUUUCUUUUUCACUAUUUUUGUUUCUAAUUUAUUUUUUAUUUUCAUGUUUGAUUGUCUUCUUCUUCUCUGGGUCUUGACUCUUGAGAGUCUGAUAUUGUUGAUGAAAUGUGUGUGUGUGUGUGUGUGCGUGCGUGUGGGUGUUUGUGACAGUGUAUAUAAACUUUAGUACCGGUAUUAUCUGGUUCCCCCAGCCAUGAAUGCAGGUGGGUUUUGGUUAGAGUGAAGAUCAAAGCAAGUUUAAAUCCCUCCA
Molecule: messenger RNA, 1626 nt
Organism: Vitis vinifera (wine grape)
Lineage: Eukaryota; Viridiplantae; Streptophyta; Magnoliopsida; Vitales; Vitaceae
Product: heat stress transcription factor B-4-like
Exons: 2
Coding region: 244-1335 (363 amino acids)
Biological process (GO): regulation of transcription by RNA polymerase II
Cellular component (GO): nucleus
Molecular function (GO): RNA polymerase II cis-regulatory region sequence-specific DNA binding; DNA-binding transcription factor activity
Source: RefSeq, a predicted model, not a curated record